Messenger RNA from Spizellomyces punctatus DAOM BR117, 2098 nucleotides. RefSeq lists its product as uncharacterized. The transcript is spliced from 3 exons. The record is from RefSeq and is a predicted model, not a curated record. Bases 395 to 1936 code for a protein of 513 amino acids. Lineage: Eukaryota; Fungi; Chytridiomycota; Chytridiomycetes; Spizellomycetales; Spizellomycetaceae.
CGCUAUCUGCUUAUUCCCUCCAUUUCGCGCUCGUCAGAAACGAUGGGAUACCAACCGGCGGAUUUUGAGCAGGAGGCUUAUGCCGCCGUCCAAAACCUUCUAUCACAGUGGAGUAGCACAUAUUUUGCAAAGGAGGAAGCAGUUUCCAAGGCCGAUGACAGCUCUCCGGGUAUGAAGUUACCUCCAUUGGAAUGGAAGUACAAUGUUCGCCACAAGGGAACCAUUGAUCGCGGGACGGAGAAGGCCGUCCAGUUUUUGACGACCUGGAGUCAACCUGCAGAGAGGGAGCCUGUUCCGAGAGCUACGGCCAGUGCCUGGGUGACGUACAGAAAGUAUGUCCCAGGAGAUGAAAAGCGACCGGUGACGGCCCCAGUAGUAUCGCUUUCAUACCGAUAUGAACAUCAUAGGUUUUCCCAUAAGGCACCAAACCCCAACAACUGCUUCAUCCUCCCAGGCGUUUGCGGUCCCAUCGAAAGGGCUCCCCAGCCUGGUAACAUCUAAACUGCAAAUAUCGGACGCAAUAGUCAACCGCAAACUUUUACAAAGAAAAACAUGGAGGGAAUGGGGAGAGGAGGCGGAAAUGGAGGGACGAGAAGGAGAUGAGAUCAAAAGAGGCUCGGGAGAUGAACAUGCGACAAGAGUAAACAGUCCUGAGGUAUAUCGAAUAUCACCCUGGACGCGAGCUGCCAUGUUUGCCAGAGACGAUAUGGUCCGUGAUGCGGUUGCAUGUCGAGAACAAGAGCGUGAGGAAGGAGUAGGGCGCCCAUCCAUCGCUUCACGAGAGCGUGUUCGCCCCGUUACUGCGGCCACAUUAAUGAAUAGGUCAUUUCUCACAGCGGCGGAAAUUGCCAUUGCACCUAAAGCACCAGAGGACUGGAAAGUGGAGACCCGCAAUGCGGAUGCACAAGACUUGAGAGUGGAUAGAGAGAAGCGCAUCGCACGAAGAAGGGCCAGAGAGGAAAGGAGAAAGCAGAUGGAAGAAGAAGCUAUUGCCAGACUGCGGGAGGAACAGGAAAGACUGGAGCGUCAAAAGGAACUUGAAGAAGAAGCAGAGCGGUUAAAGAUGAUGAUGGAAACCAAAAAGUCUCAAGAGAGCGGAUCUUCAGCUUCCCUGGCAGGGCUGGCAGCAGCAAAUUCCCUAGUCAGUAUGCGCCCUUCAUCUGGCCGGAGAGAAACCGACUCGGAUCAGAUACACCGCAUCAUUCCAUUGUCUGGUCAACCUGGGCUACCUUUCACUGGCGUGAAUGGCAAACGUCACAGCUUGACAACUGCGGAGCUCCUUGCAGCUGCAUCUAUGGCAGUCGCAAUGACAAACGAUAGCGACGCAAAUUCCGCCAAAAGUUCCGGAACAGCACAGUCGGGCCCGCCCUCUCAAUUUGUGAGCAAGCAAAGUAGUCGACGUGAGUCAGUCAAUGCAGUGGGUUUGUCAAUGGAACCAUCCGUGGACGAAAAUCAAACGCCACAUUUUGAGCCGGAACAUGGCGCGCUCUCGGAAAAUGAGCCUAUCGAGACGGAAACUAUCGAGAGGGAAAUUGUCGAGACGGAAACUUUUGAGGCAGAAACAAUAGAAAUCCCGAGAGAUGACAACGACGACGACGACGAAAAGUCCGCAGUAGUUAAUGAGACUGACGCAGAUGAUAUCGGGAUGACUACAACCGGGCCCCAAGAGAAGGAAGAAAAAGAGUUUCAGAAAAAAGAUAUCCCGCCGCCAGUAUCAAACGAGUUUACCACCAACGACAUGGCGACUGUCAGAAUGGCGGGAGCGGACGAUAUGGGAGAUAUUAUCGCCGAUAGCCCAGAGGAUGCCAAACCUGAACAAGAUACCAUGCCAACAGGCAGUACGCUGAGCCUCCAUAGCGAUGAUGGGAGUGUUUUUGAGAUUCAGAGAGAUGAUGAUAAUGUUGAUGAGGACGUUACAGAUAUUGCAGUAGAUUAGAAACGUGGCUUUUUGCAAUGCAUUUUGGAUGAGUUUAUGUGUGUAAAGGUUAUUUUAUCGCAUUCUACAAAUUUCAUUAAACAUCAAAAUCUUUACGCGCAGUGAAUUUGUUGCAAAUGGAAACUUGCUAAUCAGGAAAAUGUUUUGCGUGCAGAGUUAAAG